GCGCACUCGCGCUGAAGAGCUGUGGUGCACGCGCGCCUCUGCAGAACGCACAGCAGCCGCGCGCGAGUGAGGAGCGAAUGCGACGAGCUGAUGAUUGUAUCCUGGAGUAUUUUCACACUGCUCUCAGUAAGUUCGUGAUGCUCGAGCUCGUCUGAUCAUGUCUCACGCCGACGUCGAGUUCGCCGGACGCGGUUUUCCAGGUUUACCUGUUGAUUUAGAGGACGACUGUCUGUCCAGAGUGCCGAUGCUGCGGACUCACUCGCUGAGCGCUCGCAGGAACUCAUACGUGCUGCACAAACUCAGCGUGGACAUCGAGCCGCAAAUAUACAACCAGACGCUGUCCAAAGCGCUGUCCUGGUCCACUGAGAACAUCCUGCUGUCAGACAGAAGAGCUGCUGAAAACAAAACAGACCCUCCGUCUCCAAGUUCUCCCUCUCCGCUCUCCAGCCCGGAGUCCUCGACCCCCAGCGCCAGCUCGGCUCCUCCUGAGGACUGGACCGGCUCCGUCCAGACGCCUCUGUCCCCCGGAGCCCAGGACGCCAGCUCAGACUCGGACAAUGAGGGCUCCAAAGCGGAGAGCGUGGCCCCACGACGGGCGUUUGUGAGCAGACUGGAACAGGAUGAGAAAGAGGACAUCGAGACCAAAGCGGUGGCCACCUCACCGGACGGAAGAUAUCUGAAGUUCAACAUCGAAAUCGGAAGAGGCUCCUUCAAGACGGUCUACAAGGGUCUGGACACAGAGACCACGGUGGAGGUGGCCUGGUGUGAGCUACAGACUCGCAAACUGACCAAAGUGGAGCGGCAGCGCUUCAGCGAGGAGGUUGAGAUGCUCAAGGGUCUUCAGCAUCCGAACAUUGUGCGCUUUUAUGACUCGUGGAAGUCCACUGUGAAAGGACACAAGUGCAUCCUGCUGGUCACGGAGCUCAUGACCUCCGGCACCCUCAAAACUUAUCUAAAGCGUUUUAAAGAGAUGAAGCCGAAGCUGCUGCAGAGGUGGAGUCGUCAGAUCCUCAAAGGACUUCACUUCCUGCACACGCGCGCUCCUCCCAUCAUCCACAGGGACUUGAAGUGUGACAAUAUCUUCAUCACGGGCCCCACGGGGAGCGUGAAGAUCGGGGACCUUGGACUGGCCACGCUCAAGAGAGCGAGCUUCGCAAAGAGCGUAAUAGGGACGCCGGAGUUCAUGGCUCCAGAAAUGUACGAGGAGAAGUACGACGAGGCGGUGGACGUCUACGCGUUUGGCAUGUGUAUUCUGGAGAUGACCACGUCAGAAUACCCGUACUCAGAGUGCCAAAACGCAGCGCAGAUUUACCGCAAAGUUACCAGCGGUAUAAAGCCUGACAGUUUCUACAAAGUGAAAGUGCCCGAGUUGAAGGAAAUCAUUGAGGGCUGUAUCCGCAUGAACAAGGAUGAAAGAUACACCAUCCAGGACCUGCUGGAGCACACCUUCUUCCAGGAGCACAACGGCGUUUACGUGGAGCUGGCGGAGGAGGACGACAUGGUCAAAUCCAGCCUGAAGCUCUGGCUCCGCAUGGACGGCACCAAGAAGCUCCACGGGAAGUACAAGGACAACAACGCCAUCGAGUUCCUGUUCGAGCUUUACAAAGACGUGCCGGAGGAGGUGGCGCAGGAGAUGGUGGUUCUGGGGUUUGUAUGCGAGGCCGACUACAAGCUGGUCGCCAAGGCCAUGCGGGACCGCGUGACGGCCAUCAAACGUCAGCGGGACAAACGUCGGCGUCUGGCGGAGGAGCGGCAGCAGAAGAAGAAGGAGGAAGUUAUUGAGGAAGAGCCUGAGCUGAUGUCGCCCAGAUCCAACGUUCAGAUACGUGAAAACUCCGCCCCUUCUCCCGUGCAGAUCCCGCCCACUCCCGUCAUCCCAGAGCCCAUGUACUCUCCCGUUACCGGCUCGUCGGAUUUUGGGAUCAACGGCAGCUUCCCACCAGAGCCGGAGGAACCGGAGGCCGACCAGCACUUCCACAUCCGCCAUACAAGCUGCUCCUCAGCGACCUCUGACUGUGAGACUGACGAGUAUCUCAGUCCCUCUGGAUUACAGGACGUUACUGAAGCUUCAAAUGGCGUGGUGAGCUGCUCUCCACUCCUCCUCCCCCAACAGACCACGCCCACUGAGGCCACGCCCAUCAUCGCUCCUCUAAUCCCGGCUCUGCGUUUCCCCUCUAGUAUUGCCGUGUCUACCAAAACCGAGAGAGGACCGCUCAGCCCUUUCUCCUCACCUGUGGACAGUUACGCUUCAGAUGUGACGUCAGGCUUGAGCGACGGCUACGAGGGCCUGUCAGACAGAGGCAGUAAGUUUGCCGGCAGACGCACAGCAGGGAAACUGUUUCGGAGGAGAACGCGAUCCCGUCUGCGCAUCACAGGGGUGUCUGAUAAAGUGGACCGGGUGGUGGAGUGUCAGCUACAGACCCAUAACGAUAAGAUGGUCACCUUCAAAUUUGACCUGGAUGGUGACAACCCUGAAGACAUCGCUGCUGUGAUGGUGCAUAAUGAGUUCAUCUUGCCCUCCGAGAAGGAAGGCUUCAUUCACCGCAUCGGUGACAUCAUCAAGCGAGCGGAGUCCAUGAUGAGGAAGGACUCGACGGGUCUCCACGAAAGCUACGGAGGCGCCCGUCCCGCGUAUAUAAAUGCCGUCAACUCGCUCUCUGCUUCUCAGCCAAACCUUCACAGUCUGGCACGAGCUCAUUCCUCGUCCUCACUACCAGCAGAGUUCGGUCUGGGCGGCGGAGCGAGAGCUUCUCCUCCGGGAGCCGCCGGAGACAUUACCUCAUCCGCACGUCCACUCUUACGCUCACAGUCUUUCCAUAAUGCCCCAGGUUCUCCUCAUCCCCAUCACGUCCCGUCAGCGUCCGUCUAUGCUCCUGAUCCCAGGAUGCCUCAUUCCAAACUACCUCACGUGCAGCACUUUGUACCAUCGUACAUGAACACGGGCACACACUUCCCCUUCCCGUACCCGCCUCACCCGGCCUCCCCCAAACCCGCCCACGCGCCCCUGUCCCGCAUACACAGCAACCCGACGUACUCCCACUCGUCCCCUUCGUCCGUCCCGGGGUCCCCGAGUCCCAUCGGCUCAGACGUGUCGAGUCCCGUUUCGGACGUGAACCUGCUGUCUCCUGCUCCGGCCAUGUGGCCUCCUCACACGCAGCCGCUGUUUUCUCUGGCUAAUGUGCUGUCUAUGGCCAUGAGCAUGGCUCAGUCCUUCAUGCCCGCGCCGACGCUGGUUCAGGCCAUGCCGGGGUACCAGACCGCUUAUCCCCCCAUGUACGCGCCUCAGUAUCCUGCGCCCGUCCCGCCGGAGGCGGCGUAUAACCCGGGGAUGGCCGAGUACUAUCAGACCGUGGAGUCCCAGUUUCGGGAGACGCUGAUGUCUCCUCCUUCCAGAGCGACUCCAACAUCUGCUUCGGCCGGCGGCGUCUCCUCGUCGGGCCCACAGAUAGCAUCUGCUGCUUCUCAAGAGGGAAUGCUGUUCGCAAAGGAAUCCUCCAAGGAAUAUCCUCACGGAUACAGAACGGCUUUCCCCAGACACUUACUAGAGCAGCGGAGCAGCCCGGGCUCUUCGUCGGGACGGUCGUCUUCCUCUCGAGCGAGUCCAGAUAUCAGAGUGUCGUCAUCCAGUCCUCGAUCAUCGUCCCCCCCGGCCGCGCUAGAGACUACCAGUGCGUCGCGGUGCCAAGAAAACUCAUCGCCAUCUGAGCCAAAGUCUACAGUAACUGUGGGCCGUUUUCAAGUUUCCCCCAGUAAAGAGAUUCCUGAAAACACACCCACUCAAACUCCACCCGUCGUCCCUCCGGAUAAUCACAUUCCGGCGGAAAACCAACAAAACCUCUCGGUUCUUCCUUCCUGUGAGUCUCCGCGAGAUUUGAGUCCUGCCGAUCAGCCCGAGACGCCGAAGCAUCAGAAGGAAGACAGAGAGGGACCGAUCGAUGAGCAGGACGUUGAUGAUGAUGAUGAAGAAGAGACACCCGUGGAUAAGAAGUACAGGAGGAAGAAGGGACGCAGAUUGGAUUGCGGGCCGACUCUCAUGGGGACGUCGGUGGACAGCGGUUUUUCUGUGGACGUGGAGGGAAGGAUGUGGGACGGAAACACGGGCAGUCCUCCGUACGCCACUCCACUGCACAACCUCUGGAUGAGCUACACGUGCAGCUCCUCCUACCUGAGCAGCGACGAAUCAGAGAGCGAGGACGACGAGAUGUGGGGGGAGCUACAGGAGCUCAGGGAGAAGCAUCUGUGUGAGGUUCAGUCUCUGCAGGCGCUGCAGAAGCAGGAGAUCGAGGAGCUGUACGCCAGAAUGGGGAAGGUUCCUCCUCCCUGUAUCGUGUCUCCGGCCGCCAUGCUCUCUAGUCGCCAGCGCCGGCUGUCUAAAGGAGGAAACUUCCCGUCGUCUCGCAGAAACAGCCUGCAGAGAGUCGACAUCCUGCCCUUAACAGGGAUCAUGAGGAAAAACUCCCUGAGCGGCGACAGUAGCAGCAGUUCGCAGGACGGUUCGCGGCCGUCUAAAGGAGUGACUUUCGCUGCUGAUUUCACUAGAAUGUAAGAAUCCAGAGGCUGGUUGACUGUGUUCAUCAGACUACCUCAUCUGUUCAUGACUGCGCUGACCAAACCAAACCCUCCACAACACAGACGCACCGACGGCCUGAGCUUUGUAAUAUAAUGUAGAGCCUCCUAUCGAUGCGGUGUGAUUCCAGCGUGUUUCUGGUGCAGACGCACCCAUUAAAUCUGCUUGAUUCUGUGAAGAGCCAGUGGUUGGGCGGGACUCUGCUGUUUGCUCGAUGAUGCUGUGACGUUCUCUCUGAGUCUCUUUGCACUUUCUGAAAAACCGCCUGGACCUGCUGAACAUCUGAAUCAACAGCCCACGACUGGACGUCAGAUGUCCUGCUGUUUCUGUUCUGCCGCCCCGUGUCUGCGCUGUACAAACUCCGGAUCGUCACACGAUCGUCCGCACGAAAUCCGCAGAUCCGAUCCAGAGACGUUUCUGCCGUGAUCUGAUCGAGUCUCUUUUGUAGUCUAAAUGUGAAUAAAAACAAUUCUAAAUAAUUAAAAACUGAUUUUGGGUGGGUGGGAUAAAUAUAUAUUAUUUUUGCAUUGAUUAUGCAAGCUUUGAGAUUUUCAUCCUUGAAGUCUAUGUGUGUUUGUACAUUUACAUAUAUUUUAUUGUCUUUUAUCAGUCUGACUGUGACUGACUUCAUAUAGAAAUGUUAAAGGAAUAGUUCACCCAAAAAUGAAAAUUUGGCCAUCCAAGAUUAGGAUGAGUUUGUUUCUUCAUCAGAUUUGUAAAAAUGUGUCAUCCCAUCACUGUCUCACCAAUGGGUGCCGUCAGAAUGAAAGUCCAAACAGCUGAUAAAAACAUCACAAUAAUCCACAAGUAAUCAAGACGUUUGUAACUAAAAUACAAGUCCAUAACACAUAAUAACGCUUCCUUCGGAACAAUCUCGUGUCAUGUCGGGUUGAGUACGUUUUUGGCUGAACUAUUCCUUGAAUGUAAUAAUUGCACCAAAGAUCACAGCGAGUAUCAGCCAUAAAGUUCAAGACAGAUGUAAAUGCACACUGCACUUUGGCAUGAGGAUCAGCAUCCGUCUGGAAAAGUACAGUAGAGUCAUUAAUAAAUGAUUGCUGAUGUUUACAGAGGGCAGUCAAUAACAGUGCAUUCAUUAUCUCCGUUGCAAUAUUUACACAGAACGUUCUGACUUUUCACAAAGGUAAACGUGUGCUUUCUGUGUGGAAACAUUACGGACCACAUACGGUGAAAUCACUGUUUAGUUUCUAAUUAACUUAUGAGACACACCAACCUGCACGAUGUUAAAGAGACAUUCAGAACAUGAACGAGCAGAAAUAAUGUUAUUUACAGUAAAGCUGUAUUAAAAAAAUACUUUUUUCA
Molecule: messenger RNA, 5887 nt
Organism: Labeo rohita (rohu)
Lineage: Eukaryota; Metazoa; Chordata; Actinopteri; Cypriniformes; Cyprinidae
Gene: wnk4a
Product: WNK lysine deficient protein kinase 4a
Exons: 21
Coding region: 158-4546 (1462 amino acids)
Biological process (GO): renal sodium ion absorption; protein phosphorylation; monoatomic ion homeostasis
Cellular component (GO): cytosol; cytoplasm
Molecular function (GO): protein serine/threonine kinase activity; chloride channel inhibitor activity; potassium channel inhibitor activity
Source: RefSeq, a predicted model, not a curated record